GAAAAAGAGAGGGAAUAUCCAAAGGCAUAUGACAAUGGAGGAUAGGAAUAUUCUACGUGGAGAUUCAAUCCCGUUUAGGUCAUUCUCCUUCCCUGUCCUUUCUUCGAUCUUCAUUGUCCUCCUCCAUAUAUACCCUUCUCCUCCAAAGCCUUUCUAUACCCAUCAAAAUCUCUAAAUUUCAUUUUAUAUCUUUCUCGAUCUUCUCUCUCUGCAACAAAAAUGGCUCUAAAAGCUGUCCAUGUCUCCGAUGUGCCAAAUCUCGAUCAGGUCCCUGACAAUGCUUCCCUUUCUCUCUACUCCACCCGCUUCUCCAAAGGGGUGGAACUGAAUCGGGUUUCCUAUAAAGCACCCAAGUUUAUGGUAAUAGGCCAUAGAGGGAAUGGAAUGAAUGUGUUGACGUCGACGGACCUAAGAAUGAAAGCUGUUAAAGAGAACUCUAUAAUGUCAUUUAACACCGCUGCGAAAUUCCCAGUUGAUUUCAUUGAAUUUGACGUUCAGGUGACCAAAGAUGGCUGCCCAGUCAUUUUCCAUGACAACUUCAUCCUCUCUGAAGAAAACGGUACCAUUUUUGAGAAGAGAAUGACAGAGCUAUGCCUAUCUGAAUUUCUCUGCUAUGGUCCCCAAAAAGAAGAAGGGAAGUUGGGAAAAUCUCUGCUAAGAAAAACAAAAGAUGGGAAAAUUGUUAAUUGGAAUGUGGAAAAAGAUGACUCUCUUUGCACUUUGCAAGAUGCAUUUCAACGAGUGGAGCCUUCUUUGGGAUUUAACAUUGAAUUAAAAUUUGAUGAUCACAUUGUCUACCAACAAGACUAUCUAAUCCAUGUCCUUCAAGCCAUCUUGCAGGUGGUGUCUGAAUAUGCUCGGGAUAGACCCAUUAUCUUCUCAUCCUUCCAACCUGACGCUGCAGUUAUUGUUAGAAAACUGCAGGGCACCUACCCUGUUUUCUUUUUGACAAAUGGUGGAACUGAAACUUUUUAUGAUGUGAGGAGGAACUCUCUAGAGGAGGCUAUAAAGGUGUGCAUAGAAGGUGGUUUGCAUGGUAUUGUAUCAGAGGUCAAAGGAGUUUUUAGAAAUCCUGCGGCUGUCUCAAAAAUCAAAGAAGCCAAGCUUUCACUUCUAACCUAUGGAAAAUUGAAUAAUGUGGCUGAAGCAGUUUACAUGCAACAUUUGAUGGGUAUAGACGGAGUGAUAGUUGAUUUGGUGAAGGAGAUAACUGAUGCUGUAUCUGAUAUGAUAAAUCCAUCUGAUGAUAAGGAGGAUUGUUUGGCAGAAGGGGAUGGAAAGGUGAAAUCAAAUCCUCAAUUCUCACAGAAAGAGCUUUCAUUUCUUUUGAAGCUAAUUCCACAAUUGAUACAGGAAUGAGCAAAAUACAAUACUAUUGACAGUACAAUAUGUACACUAUAGUUUCUCAGAUUUUGAGUCUCCCCUCCUCCUUUUAAUGGCUUGUACAUACUGUAACUGUAGCACCCAGUUGGGAAGUAAAACAUACAUUCUUCCCCUUCAAGGGAAGGAAAAGGAAGAAAGGGGCACACUUAUUGUUGCAUCA
Messenger RNA from Jatropha curcas, 1543 nucleotides. RefSeq names its product glycerophosphodiester phosphodiesterase GDPD1, chloroplastic. NCBI's taxonomy places the organism in Eukaryota, Viridiplantae, Streptophyta, Magnoliopsida, Malpighiales, Euphorbiaceae. The record is from RefSeq and is a predicted model, not a curated record. Gene Ontology annotation, biological process: glycerophospholipid catabolic process. Gene Ontology annotation, molecular function: phosphoric diester hydrolase activity.